Hevea brasiliensis (rubber tree) is the source of this 2282-nucleotide messenger RNA. RefSeq names its product probable starch synthase 4, chloroplastic/amyloplastic. The record is from RefSeq and is a predicted model, not a curated record. NCBI's taxonomy places the organism in Eukaryota, Viridiplantae, Streptophyta, Magnoliopsida, Malpighiales, Euphorbiaceae. Gene Ontology annotation, molecular function: alpha-1,4-glucan glucosyltransferase (UDP-glucose donor) activity. The transcript is spliced from 15 exons. The coding region runs from base 270 to 2093 and encodes 607 amino acids.
CGGAUCCGUUGCCUGUUGUCAUUACUUCAAUGAUUGAUUAAUGAAAAUUGUUGCAUUUUGUUGUCAAGAUUCGUCGUUACAGGUCCAUUUUUGCUUAAUUUUGUGUUCCAAGUAGCGAGAAGCAGCUUGCUAGCUUCUGGGCAACAGAAGAAAACGAAAAAAAUCCGUCUUCCCCAAUUUUCUUUUUGUUUAACGGAUAAUAGCAAUGCAAUCGUGUUCUGCUUAAAAAUUUCUGAUUUUGCUUUAAACUAUAGAGAGAUCAGGUAACGAUGAUGAUAAUGGAGAGUGCAUUAGUGGGCAAGUUUUGUAAGCCAUGCUGCUUCCAUUCCACGAAAGGAGUGCUGCCGAAAAGGAAGGGAAUGCCUACCCACCACCUCUUUUCCUCUGAAUUCAACAUUCUGUCACUCCUUACUUCGACCCAUCUCUCUGUACAGGCGGGCGCCUUGAAACAAAAAAGUUCUGGUUUUGUUUCGAAAGAACUUGGUUGGCCUUCUCCUGAUGAUGAAAUCCCAUUCUGGAAGAGGGAUUUCCCUUCAUGGGAUGCAAGCCCUGAAGUUCCAACUGACAUUGUCAAAGAUUCCGAUCUCUUGCACGUAGUUCACGUUACAGCUGAGAUGGCACCCAUAGCCAAAGUUGGUGGCCUUGGUGAUGUUGUGACUGGACUUGCCCGUGCUUGCCUGUUGCGAGGGCAUACCGUGGAUAUAAUGCUUCCUUUCUACGAGUGCAUUCAAAAGCAGCAAAUUAAUGACUUGGCAUUAAUCACUACAUAUAAUUCAUAUCACGAUGGGAACUGGAUCCCAACUAAUGCAUAUCGAGGAGUAGUUUCAGGGAUUCCGGUGAUAUUUAUUGAGCCAUCAAAUGAAUUCUUCAAGGGGCAACAUGUGUAUGGUGGUUCAUACAACGAGUUGGAGGCUUAUUUGUUUUUUAGCCGUGCUUGUCUUGAAUGGAUGCAGGUUGCAGGAAUUCAACCUGACAUUAUUCAUGUCCAUGAGUGGCAGACUGGUGCUUUGCCUCUGCUUUACUGGGAUAUGUAUCAGUAUCUUUCACUUAAGAAGCCUCGAGUCAUAUUGACUAUACACAAUAUGGAGCAUUAUGGAGAGUGCCGACAAGAGCAACUUAGCAAGUGUGGUCUUGAUGGGUCUUUGUAUGCAACUAUUGAUAAGGCAGUUGAUGAUCGAACAGUUGGCCAUAAUCCUGAGAGGUUAAGCUUAUUGAAAGGUGGAAUAGUGUACAGCAAUGCAGUAGUUACAGUCUCUCCAACAUAUCUCAAGGAAACACUCUGCUCUGGAUGGUUGGCAAGCACCUUGAUAACACAUCGUGAUAAGUACUUUGGUAUUUUAAAUGGGAUAGACACUGCAAUGUGGAAUCCUGCUGCUGAUGUUUUCCUGCCUGCCAAGUUCAAUGCUCAAAAUAUUGAGGGCAAGAAGUUAUGCAAACACUAUGUACAAAGGGGACUUGGUAUGGCUUCUGAAAGCAUUGAAGCUGGUAACUAUGUGCUGGAUAAAAUGCUUAAGAUCCCCUUGGUUGUUUGUAUAAGUAGACUAGUUCCUCAGAAGGGUCUUCAUUUGAUUAUCCAUGCAAUUAAGUACGUUGAACAACUUGGUGGGCAGAUGGUUGUCCUUGGAAAAGCUUCAGAUGGCCGGGUUGAAGGAGAAUUCAAACAUCUUGCAGAGUUGCAUAGUCAUGGUCCCAGAAUCCGUAUCCUAUUAAUGUAUAGUGAGGAGCUCUCCCACUUGCUUUAUGCUGCAGCAGACAUGGUAUUAGUUCCAUCCAUAUUUGAACCAUGUGGACUUUCCCAAAUGAUUGGAAUGCGAUAUGGUGCGGUACCGGUGGUUAGAAAGACUGGUGGCCUUGCAGACACUGUCUUUGACAUGGAUGACCAGUCAAACCGUGAGACAGCUAAUGGGUUUGUUUUUGAAGGAAUUGAUGAAGGAUCCUUAAAUUGGGCUCUAGAUCGUGCAUUUGCUUACUAUAGAGACAAACCAGAUGAGUGGAAUGGCAUUGUACAGAAGGUUAUGGAAAUUGACAAUAGCUGGAACAAAACAGCUGGGAAAUAUAUUGAAAUUUAUGACUCAGUUAGGGUGACAUCCUGAGGUUUUCCCGGUCAAAUCUGCUACAUGCAUCAAAGCCUCAUAUUUAUGGUGUUUUCUCCUUAAUGCAAGUUCAAGUGCUGGAUUUUAUGUGAACAUUAUGUGUCCCUUGCUCACUUCCCCUUCCAAUUUUGAAUUUGCAAUGUAUAUUUUUUGUUUUAGUUCUACUUAGCUUGGAAUUUAUGCUCUUUA